This is a messenger RNA of Prorocentrum cordatum, 1250 nucleotides long. Lineage: Eukaryota; Dinophyceae; Prorocentrales; Prorocentraceae. The record is from the annotation of a GenBank genome assembly.
GAUGAGCUGGAGUCUUUCGGCGUGAACGUGUCGCGCUGCCCGCCGGACGCACAUUGGCAGAUCGGGGCCGUCGAGCGCCGCGACGCUCCGUGGGGGUGGAUCUGGAGACGCGCCUGCGACGGCUGCUGCGCGGUCCACGCGCCCGAGGAGGUCGACGUGGCGACGGUCGCCGUCAGCGACGCGAAGAACAACGCCGUCCGUCGUGCCGGGCGGUCUGCCAACCAGUGCGCCCUCGGCCGGACUCCUCGCAUUCCCGGAGAACUGCUAUCCAACGACCACGGCCUCGCUGUGGCCGCCAACGCCACCAACGCGCAGCACGUGGUGAACAACGACUACUACCGCCUGGAGGCCAACAUCCACACCGCUCAGUUCAACUGCGAGCAGCAGGUGCGGAAGUCGCUCCUUCGCAAGACGAUUCGCCUGCGUUGCGACCUGGACAAGCUUGCGGCCGGCCAGCAGUUGCGCCCCGCCAUCGGUUUCGAGCGGUGGGUCCCCGAUCCCGAGGACAUCGAGGGACUCGAGAGCAGCUGCGACUUCGUGCGGGACGGCCUCUGGGAGGAUGAGCGGGGCGCCGGACCUCAGCGGGGGGGCCUGCGCGAGGAGCCGGACGUCGUCGUGGGCGACGGUCGCGAUCUACCUGCCCCUGCCGCCAGACUUGCUCCGCCAGUUCCUGCAGGCGCCGAUCUACCAGGGGCUGGGCCGCCCGUCGGAGCCGCUGCUGGCAGCGCGGACCCCGCGCCGGCCGAGCCGCCGAUCGGGGUGGCCCCGCCUCUGCCCGAGGCGCCGCCGGACGAUGCCAAUGCGGAGUGCGAGCCCAGCCUUGCCGACGCCGUCGAGCCCGUCCAGCCGGCCCAGCCAAUGCGUGAGGACGACAACGACGGCAUCUCCUCCGAGGAGUUCGAACCAGACCAGGAGGACAAGCCCACGCGGCCGCGCACCGUCGAGCCAUCGUCGCAUCCGAGAGCCGAGCCGCCCGAGGAUGGGCGCCCGCGAAUCUCGACCCUCUACGCCCAUGCCCCGAUGACGACUUUCUGGGCAGACGAGAUAGGGAGCGGCAGCGGCGGCUCGGACGGCGCCCUGGCCGACUUCCAGGGCAUCGGGAACUUGAGCUCGCGCCCGAUCGUGCUGGGGGAGAUCGCGGCCGAGGAGCGCGACCGCUGCCAGGGGAACGCGACCACCGCCGAGCCGCGCGAGCUCGAGCCCUUGCCUGGCUCCGACGAUGAGGACGACGGCGCCCCGCAGAACCGCGU